AUGGACCGAGAUAGGAUCCGUGCGGGGUUUGGGGGCUCCCUGAGAGGUUUUGGGGGCCCAUGGACACAUAUUGCAGCGUCAGUAGGGGAUUUGGAGGUCUGUAAGUGGAUCCAGAAGGACUCUGAGGGGUCUGUGCGGGACGUGGGGGUCCCUGAGGGGGUUUUGGGUUCUGGGGGCAGGUCUGGAGCACCCUGCAGCGCGGCUGGGGUUGUCCUGCAGCUCUUCGGGGGGGGGGGGGGCUGCGCUGAGAGCUUUGGGGUGAAUCGCUGUAUUUUGGGGGCCCCUCUGGUUUCCCCGGGGCCGUCUGUGCGUUUUGGGCGGAAUAAAGGAAACCUCUGUUUUUCCCCUCUCUCCUCCGACAGGCUUUCGGCUGCUGGGACCCGCCCGAGCGCCGCCGGGCCCGUGCGGGGGGUCCUGGCGGGGCCCCGCCCCUUCGGGGGCGGGGACAAGGAGGCCGAGGGGGCGGAUCCAGAGGGUCACUUCCUCUCGCUGGCGUGUCACCGCAACGGCAGCCGCGUCCUCGACGCUGUCUGGGCCUCGGCCUCCGCCCCCGCCCGCGCCGCCAUCGCCGAGGAGCUGGCAUCCCAGCGCGACGCCCUGCAGCACGACCCCCACGGCCGGGGCGUGGCCCGGACCCUUGCCCUCGACCUCUUCCUCCGCCGCCGCCGCCUGCGGGAGCAGCUACAGGCGGCCCCUGACCGCCGCCGGGGGCUCCUGGGACCCCUCCUGGAGGACUGACGCAUGCCCAGGGGCACAGAGAGGCGCCCUCCUGGAUGACCAUGGGCCACAGAGAGGAGGAGCAGGCACAGAGCGUCCCCUGCAUUUCAGCAGCUCAGAUGCUCUACGGAGAACCAUGAAGACCCAGGUGCCACUCUGGCUCUUCUGCCCACCCGUCUUGUCUGCUCCGGAUCACCAGACCACAGAGUCAUUGGAGGGCUGCUGGCUAGAAAGGCUCCUGCAUCUGUACCACAGAGCUGCUGGAGGACUGGAGACCGGAGAGGCCGGCUGCAGAGCCCUUCCUGCUGUGAGCACCAUGGAGUUCUCUAAGGGGCGGAGGCGAUGCUCUGGUAGCUCUUGCCCAAGCCUUGUCUGCUCCCGCCCUCCCAACUCCUGUUUUUGCACAUGAAUCGGUGGCUUUUUUCA
Messenger RNA from Phalacrocorax carbo (great cormorant), 1143 nucleotides. NCBI's taxonomy places the organism in Eukaryota, Metazoa, Chordata, Aves, Suliformes, Phalacrocoracidae. The record is from RefSeq and is a predicted model, not a curated record.